Cyphomyrmex costatus is the source of this 1060-nucleotide messenger RNA. It is a transcript of the gene SelT, whose product is annotated as selenoprotein T. The transcript has 4 exons. The record is from RefSeq and is a predicted model, not a curated record. NCBI's taxonomy places the organism in Eukaryota, Metazoa, Arthropoda, Insecta, Hymenoptera, Formicidae. Gene Ontology annotation, biological process: cell redox homeostasis. Gene Ontology annotation, cellular component: endoplasmic reticulum membrane. Bases 376 to 945 code for a protein of 189 amino acids. Gene Ontology annotation, molecular function: thioredoxin-disulfide reductase (NADPH) activity.
GAGAAUGAUAAUUCAUAUUCUUAUCAAUGAUAGACGAUGAAAAUUUAUUUCUCGAUCGAUCAAGUUGAGAAAUACAGAUAAUUUUACAGAUAAUUUGAAAGUCAAUAGUAUUGUGCUGUGGCAAUAAUUGUGAAAUUAGAAAGCACGUGAUAAAGUUCAGUAUUCGACAAAAUCACUAUACGCAACUACGCACCUCAUAGUGUGCGUAGUGCACACUAGAGACUAGACUCUAGAGAGCGAAAGACAGAAAGAGAGAGAGAGAGAGAGAAUGAGAAUAGGGUAUCAUGCAGUAAUUCAAUGCGUUCAGUUGCGUUUGGUCGUUGCGUGGAUAUGUAGAGCUGUUUUCUUCGAUGAACUGACAAGAACAGAAUAAAUAUGCACUGGUUAAUACGUCUGUGUAUCCUUGUGGUUUUGUUGGUGCACAUAGACGGGAGUAGCGAUAGUGUGCCGUUAACCAAACUCGGCGCGAAAACCGGACCGACUCUAAGAUUCUUCUAUUGCUACUCGUGCGGCUAUAAAAAAGCCUUCGAACAAUACGUAAAUAUUCUUAAACAGAAGUAUCCAGAACUUCAUGUUGAAGGCGAGAAUUUCGAUCCACCUGGUUAUAAUAUGUUAAUUGCGAAAAUAUUGGGCAUGCUAAAAAUCCUUAUAAUUGUUCUAAUCAUAAGCAAAACCGAUUUCGGUCUGCCCAUAACAUCAAUAUGGCACUGGUGUAUAAAUAAUCGUAUAUAUGCCUGUAUGUUGGUUUUCUUGAUUGGCAAUGCCUUAGAAGGCCAUUUGAUUUCAUCAGGUGCAUUUGAAAUACAUUUCAAUGAUGUUCCUGUUUGGUCAAAACUCGAAACUGGCAGGAUACCACAACCAUUAGAAUUAUUUCAAAUAAUUGAUUUUCACCUAGACAUGCAAUUCUCAGAAAUGGAUGUAGGAAAAAUCAAGUUCCAAACGUAAGAUAUAAUAUUAUUUCAUAUUCUCAAAUUGAUAAAUCUAAACUGUGUACCAUGCAAGAAAGAAUGCUAAUGGUGUAAUGUGAUGAAAAUAUGUACAAUAUGUAUUUGUUAAGUAA